Molecule: messenger RNA, 1281 nt
Organism: Ceutorhynchus assimilis (cabbage seed weevil)
Lineage: Eukaryota; Metazoa; Arthropoda; Insecta; Coleoptera; Curculionidae
Source: the annotation of a GenBank genome assembly
GUUAAAAUCACGUCUAAUCUCACAAAAAAUGACGAAAAGAAGUCGUAAUUUUGCUGCUUGUGACUAUACCAAUAACAAUAACACUUUCGAGUGAUGAAACUAAUGGGCCCUGUAAAUCUUCCAAUCAAAAACGCCAACAACAAACUGUAUAUAAUUUAUACUCACAACUCUAGUGUGGACAAUAUGAUUUUCGAGACAAACAAUAUGCCCCAUACUGGUCAGGCCGGAGUGAACCAACUAGGCGGAGUGUUUGUAAACGGAAGACCUCUUCCAGAUUGCGUCAGAAGACGAAUAGUGGAAUUGGCUCUGUUGGGCGUACGACCUUGUGAUAUUUCGCGUCAGUUGCUGGUGUCGCACGGGUGCGUUUCCAAGAUUCUGACCAGGUUUUAUGAGACCGGCAGUAUCCGGCCUGGAUCUAUAGGUGGUUCCAAGACAAAGCAAGUAGCAACGCCGACUGUUGUGAAAAAAAUCCUGCGUUUCAAGCAAGAAAAUCCCGGCAUGUUCGCAUGGGAAAUACGGGAACAGUUGAUUUCGCAACGGGUAUGUGAGCCUCACAAUAUCCCCUCUGUCAGUUCGGUAAAUAGGAUUUUGAGGAACAGCGGAGUGUGGCCUGAUCAGGAUUUCAUGCCUAGGGCACAACAUGGAACUUCAGCAGAUUUCUAUCCUAAACACACAAGCCCGUCACUUCCAUCAUAUUUCUCGCCUUCAGUACAUGAGUCUGCUUCAUCAUACCCCCCUAGUUCUAGAAUAAGUUCCUUACACCACCAACUUCAUGUAGUCACUAAUACUGACUCAGCUCCUAGUUCUUCGUGGUCUAGUUUCAAUAAUCUGGUCAUUCCAUAUCGGGAUUAUUCACCAAAUUUACCGAAGGAAACUGAUACACUGCCACAGAGGGAUGAACCAAAGAAAAAUCCAUAUUCGAUUGAAGAGAUUUUAAAAAAGCCUAGCAAACAAAUCAAGCCUUCUAGUCCUGUGGGGUGUGUGAAUGUUCAUCAACCAGUUGGUGCUAUAAUCACUACGGAGGAUUUUGUUGUAGCACAUCAAAGUCAUAGUGAUGAUGAUGAUGAAAAAGAUUUAAAAAUUGAUGUAGAUUAGUAUAUAAUAUUUGCUUCUUAUUUAUUUAAUUUAUUAUUUCAAGUCUCAUUUUUGCUAAAAAAAAGUCCCUAGGAUGUGUUGCAUUUACGUAUAAAUUGUUAUUUAUAUAGCAAAAUCAGGUGAUAUAGCUUUUUGUGUCAUACUUUGAGCCAUAAUUAAUGAUGUAGACUGUACUUUAUAUGUUCC